CUUAAGUGACUAUUCAAAUUUUCUUGUCGGAGAAAAGUUUAGAACAUUACAAAUCGGGAAUGUUACACUUUACUUAAACCGAUUAUAAAGGUAAAAUAAUUAAGAGGAUUGUUUUGUUAAAAAAUGCAAUAGUUCGAGGAUUUAAUUGCUCAGAAAAACUUAUGUGGGACUUAUGCGUUAAAAUUUCAUAGUAAAGUGACUGAAUUAUCUAUUACUUUACUCCUUAACAAAUUAACAAUGGGUUAACCUAGCUGCUAUAUACACCCAUUUCAAUUUCAUUGCGACAAGAGGUUGCCGCCGUAGUAUUCCCACACUCCAAAACAUAGACCGCCGUUGUAGCAGAGACUGGCAAGCAAAUAGGAGAGAGAUAUGGGAAGCGGUAAAGCCGGCAAACCCUCCAAAUCUCGCAGAAACCCUAAUAAGCUUGGUAUCAGAAAGAAGAGAAGCAACCAUGAAAGCAGUACGAAGAUAACCCAGAAGAUGAAGAAGACAAAUAAACGGCAGCAGCACGACAUUCCCACUGACACAGUCGAAGAACAACAACUACCCAAUGUCGACGAGCUUCCUUCCACCGCUCCCCGCCACUGGAUUUCUUUCGGAGCGAGUUCCAGUCGGCUAAUGGCAUUCAGCUUUCGUCUCUCGAGCUGGAAUCGAUUAACGGCAGAGGAAUGUUUUGUGGAGCUAUCUGAUGAACCGCCGCAUGGUGUUGAGCCUCUAGGGAGAGUGGAUGGCAAGAUUGAAGCGGGGAAUCCUGCUGUGCUUUUCAUUUCUGCAUCUGCAUUGAGAGCAAUAGAACUUCUAAGGGAUGUGCGGUCAUUGACGAAAGAAUGCCAUGCUGGGAAGCUGUUCUCGAAGCACAUGAAAGUUGAGGAGCAGGUUGCCAUCUUAAAGAAUCGUGUUAAUUUUGCUAGUGGUACACCGAGCAGAAUAAAGAAAUUGAUCGACAUUGAAGCAAUUGGGGUUUCGCGGUUGAAAGUUGUCGUGCUGGAUUUGCAACAAGAUGUGAAGGGCUAUUUAUUCCUUGCUCUCACUUCCACAAGUGAGAGACGAGUUCUGGGAUUUGUACAAUGGCCACAUACACCCACGACUGCUUCAAGGUGAUCUACGCUUGUGUCUCCUCGGUUCAAUACCAACCAAGUUGAAUGAUAAGAAAAGAAGGCAAAAUGAAUGAAACUACAGUGACAUAUAUAAUACCUGUUGGGUAUCGAUUCUGAGCAGAGUCUUAAGAAUUUGAAGAAGGAUGCAGACUCGAUACUUCAUUAAGCUCAGUGGCAAAGGGGGAGCUGCUGAUCCUUGCCGGUGUUCCAGAAAUGAGUUACCCUUCAUGCUUUUUCUGCCGCAUAGCUGUAUGAAACUCGGGAUAUGGUGUACGGAAGAGUUCGAUAUGACAGAUUACAACAGGAAGCAUACUGCGCUAAGAGCUGAUGUUGUGGAAAUUUUUGGGUCCCUGCAGUUUUGUCCUUUUAAGAGUUCUGUUUACUACCUGUAAUAUCAACAGCUUUUACACCAGAGGAGUUCAAUGUCUGAUUUGAUCUACUGAUGAGUUCAUUGACCGAUUUUGGCAUUUCAAACCAGGGUAGAGUUUCGUGAAGUAAGAAAAAGGGCCUACAAUCUUAAUCCCAGAAAAUAAGAACACAGUUCAGGC
This is a messenger RNA of Linum trigynum, 1645 nucleotides long. NCBI's taxonomy places the organism in Eukaryota, Viridiplantae, Streptophyta, Magnoliopsida, Malpighiales, Linaceae. The record is from the annotation of a GenBank genome assembly.